Messenger RNA from Neltuma alba, 1011 nucleotides. RefSeq names its product pentatricopeptide repeat-containing protein At1g43980, mitochondrial-like. Gene Ontology annotation, molecular function: protein binding; RNA binding. The record is from RefSeq and is a predicted model, not a curated record. NCBI's taxonomy places the organism in Eukaryota, Viridiplantae, Streptophyta, Magnoliopsida, Fabales, Fabaceae. Gene Ontology annotation, biological process: RNA modification. Bases 1 to 543 code for a protein of 180 amino acids. The transcript has 2 exons.
AUGCCUGUGAGAGAUGUGGUCAGUUGGAACACGAUGAUUUCAGGUUAUUCUUCUUAUGGGUUUGGUGAUCAAGCUUUUCAAAUUUUCCUUGAAAUGCAAAAUAUUGGCACGAGGCCAAGUGUAUUCACUUACACUAUCAUGGUGUCACUUGUGUCAAGUCCCUGUCAGGGUAAGCAAAUUCAUGGAAGGUUGAUCAGAAGUGGGAUGAAUUUCUCAAAUUUGGUACUUGGGAAUUCUUUAAUAAAUAUGUACGGGAAUUUUGGUCUUGUUGAUUAUUCUUUUGGUGUGAUUUCGACCAUGAAGCAGUUGGAUAUUAUAUCUUGGAAUUCUUUGAUCUGGGCCUGCCAUAAUGCAGGACAUCAAGAACUGGCAUUAGAGCAGUUCCAUCGUAUGAGAAGCAAAGAGUUGUUCCCUGACGAGUUUACGUCUUCAAUACUGAUUAGUGUGUGUUCUAACCUGCAAGAUUUAGAACAGGAUUGGAGGAUUCCGUACAGCUUUUUAGAGAACAAUAUCAAUGGGACCCAGCUCUAUGCAGUUCCAUGAUUUCAAGCUAUGCUAGACAUGGUUUAGGAGAAGAGGCAUUAGGACUUUUUGUGCUGACCUUGAGGAAGGAUCUUCGGCCUACUGAAUACAUGGUUAGUUGUCUUCUGAGUUGUCUUUCCAGUAUGUUACAAGUAGAACUGGGCAAUCAAAUCCAUUCUUUGGUUCUGAAAUUAGGUUUUGAGUCAGAUGCAAUAGUUUCCAAUUCACUUGUUGAAAUGUAUGCAAAAUUGGGAUUUAUUUAUGAUGCCUUGGAUAUCUUCAAUGAAAUAAGAAGAAGAGAUUUGAUAUCCUGGAACACCAUAUUGAUGGGUCUAACCUACAAUGGUAAAGUGUCUUUGGCUAUGGACCUUUUCAACGAAUUAAUUAGCGAAGGUAUACCCCCAGAUCGAAUAACUCUAGCUGCAAUCUUACUUGCAUGCAACUAUGGAAGUUUGGUUGAUGAAGGAAUUCAAAUAUUAUGCUCCAUGG